Pangasianodon hypophthalmus (striped catfish) is the source of this 1691-nucleotide messenger RNA. RefSeq names its product ALG12 alpha-1,6-mannosyltransferase (gene alg12). Lineage: Eukaryota; Metazoa; Chordata; Actinopteri; Siluriformes; Pangasiidae. Gene Ontology annotation, molecular function: alpha-1,6-mannosyltransferase activity. Gene Ontology annotation, biological process: protein N-linked glycosylation. The transcript has 9 exons. The record is from RefSeq and is a predicted model, not a curated record. Bases 16 to 1557 code for a protein of 513 amino acids. Gene Ontology annotation, cellular component: endoplasmic reticulum membrane.
UUUACUUCCGUCUUGAUGACGUACAUGGUUGGCUUGGGAAACCGGUUUAUUGUACGCAUGCGCAGUUUGACUUGCUCUUCCAGCAUGGCGCGGAAGCGAAGAAUUCCCCAGCUCCCUCAGUUUUUCAUAUUGACAGUCGUAAUUUCUCUGCAUUUAUUUGCGUGCCCUUUUACCAAAGUCGAAGAGAGUUUUAACUUGCAAGCCAUUCAUGACAUUCUUUAUCACAGAUUUGAUUUGGAAAAGUAUGAUCAUCAUGAAUUCCCUGGGGUGGUUCCUCGCACCUUCCUUGGGCCGUUGUUCGUCUCGGUGCUCAGCACACCUAUGGCUGCUUUACUCUCCCACCUUGAGGCUCCAAAGUUUUACACACAGAUUACUGUGCGUGGUGUUCUGGGGAUGUGCGUCUGCCUGACUCUAUGGCACAUGCAGAAACAGGUGCGGAGACAGUUUGGAUCUCUGGUCUCUGGCCUUUUCUGUCUUAUGUGCGCUUCACAGUUUCACCUGAUGUUUUACAGCACAAGGACUCUGCCGAACGUAUUCGCUCUGCCUAUAGUUUUGCUGGCGUUCAUGUCCUGGAUGGCCCAAAGGCAUGGCCCGUUCAUCAUGCUGUCUGCUUUCGCCAUCAUCGUGUUCCGCUCAGAGCUCUGCCUCCUGCUUGGGCUCAUGUUGCUGAUGUCACUUCGAUCCAGGAAGCUCAGUAUUAAAAAGUUGCUUUAUUAUGCUGUACCAGCUGGCAUUUUGUCACUGGGUUUCACUGUUGGUGUUGAUUCUGUGUUCUGGAGGAAGCUGCUAUGGCCUGAAGGCCAGGUUCUCUGGUACAACACCAUCUUGAACAAAAGCUCCAACUGGGGAACCUCCCCCUUUCUCUGGUACUUCUAUUCGGCUCUUCCUCGUGGCCUUGGCGCCACCAUCGUCUUUGUUCCGUUUGGUCUUGUGGACAGGCGGAUGCACACAAUGCUGAUACCUGCCGUAGGCUUCAUCUUGCUGUACUCCUUCCUGCCACACAAGGAGCUGCGCUUCAUCAUUUACACGUUCCCCAUCUUCAAUGUAGUGGCAGCUCGAGGAUGCUCCUUCAUUUUGAACAACUAUCAAAAGUCAUGGCUGUAUAAAAUUGGGGCUGUUGCUGUAAUUGGCCAUUUGGUUGCAAAUGGAGUUUAUUCAGGCAUUUCGUUAUACGUUUCACAAUACAACUACCCAGGAGGCAGAGCCAUGCAGGAACUGCACACAUUAGUGCCAGCUAACAUGGAUGUGAACUUGCACAUAGAUGUACUAGCUGCGCAGACGGGCGUCUCACGCUUCUUGGAGCUGAAUAGUAAGUGGAGGUAUGACAAGAGAGAAGAUCUGAUGCCUAUAGACCCACUCAUGAAGACGUACUCGCAUGUACUGAUGGAGGCAAACGCAACACUGAUAUCACUACUGAGUGGUUCUCACAAACCCCUCAUCUACAUCCAGGGUUAUGAACGCUUGCUUGUCAGUGCUUCCCAGUUUCCUCCACUCAGUGUUAAAUUAACCAGUAAGCUUGUGCUUCUUGAGAGUUUGACACACUCUGAGCUUAGCUGAUGCAGACGUGUCAACCUUCAUUUCCUACCAUUUUGUGUAGGAGAUCAGAGUAUGCUGGUAUGACUUAGUAGUCAAAACUAAGAACAGUUCUUUUUUCUGCCCCAAUAAAAACGGCAACAGAGCUAAUCAACAUA